Molecule: messenger RNA, 870 nt
Organism: Fopius arisanus
Lineage: Eukaryota; Metazoa; Arthropoda; Insecta; Hymenoptera; Braconidae
Product: histidine-rich glycoprotein
Exons: 3
Coding region: 49-345 (98 amino acids)
Source: RefSeq, a predicted model, not a curated record
CUAAUCUACGUAGUGCAACCUGUGCUUCACAAGAAAAACUCAAUCAUCAUGAAAUUCUUCAUCGCUCUCUUUGCCCUCGUGGCUGUCGCCGUUGCCGCCCCCGGCUACGAGGAUCCCUGGCAGGGUUGGAACGCGUGGAAGCCAGUUAUCAAAUCGUCGGGAUGGCAGCCAGCCUGGCCAUCGUCGGGUUGGCAGAAGUCAUCUGGUUGGCAGCCAGCGUCAGCUGGUUGGCAAAAGUCCGGUUGGUCCUCUGGCUGGUCUCAGCCCUCUCACGGUUGGCAACAGCCAUCCCAUGGCUGGUCACAGGUAAUAAAAAACCAAUCACGAGUGAAUGAAAAAAAUUAAAUAAAACGGCUAUCAAUCAUCGUCCUGAUUACGCUACACUCUCAUCAGUCAUCGUGGGGAUGACUAAUCAUCGACUUUUCCAUCAUUUCAAAACUGGAUAAAAUCUCGUACCAGUCUUUUCCUACUUUCUCCGCAUUUACGUCGAUAAACUCUCUAUACACCAGUGUUAUCCAACAUCAAACUCAAUCAUCAAAGCAAUCAUCAGGAUUCAUAACGAAAUCAUAAUGAAUUCAUCAAUGAUCUUGCGAUUCUCAUUAAUUCACCCGGGAAGUGGUGCCGUAAAAUAAUGAAUAUUCCGUUAAAGUUUUCCAUAGAUAUCUCGGAAACCGCGGGAGAUACCCAAAAUCUUGUACUUACCUUUUUUGCAGGGAUUAGUGACUUCUACAAAAAAGAUAGAGACAAAAAUUUUGAUAACUCUAUUGGCUUGGGAGUUAUUUUUGAAAAUGCUGAAGAUAUUGAAAUUCGAUCUCAUCACUGUCUUAUGAUUGUGUCAUCUCAUCUCUUGGGGAUUGAUGAAUGGUUGAU